UUGCUCCAUCUCCUGAGAAGAGGAAGAGGAGAUCUCUGCAUUUUGGUUUGGGAGGUUUGUCGCAUGGGAGGCAGGGGAUUGUGAGGAUUUUCUUCUUGUUUGUUUGUUGCAGUUUUUCAAGAGAAGAAGCUUGAAAAUAAAAGUGAAUGGCGGAUCCAUCUACCUCCAAACCAUCAUCGAACAACAGGAAUAUACCGGUCAUCACACCUCAUUAUCCUCCCCCAGACCCUCCGGAAUGUGAUGACGGUGGUGCCAAGAGCCAUGCAAACAAGAAACCUUCAGGUUUGUCGUCGAAAUUAUCCAUAAAGCCUUCACGUCGAGUUUCCUUCUCUGAAACCGAUACAUGUUAUGAGUACUCUCCUCCAAACAAAAGUGGCAUGAGUCGGUGUUACCACCGAUCAUCAGCGUCAAGUGUCAAGAAUAGCCAUUGUGGUUUACGUGGAUGCAGUCGAUUUCUUCCGUGUUCCUCGCCGUCAUCUCGUUGCUGCAUCUGUUGUUUGUGGACGUGCAUUAUAUUGUUGUGUUUAUUCUUCAUCGUGGCAGUAGCAUUUGCUCUAUUUUUGAUAUAUUUCCAACCACGGUUGCCGGUUUUCCGUAUCGAGAGGCUUGAUUUCUCAACAUUAAAUAUCACCGAUGCAUCAUCUUCGUUAUCGCAGCAGAAAUAUCUCCUGUCUACAGAUAUCGAAUUAUCGAUUGUAGCUUCCAACGUAAACGAGAAGAUAGAUUUUUCAUACAGUUCUCUUAUGGUUUACGUGUCAUCUGGAAAUGUAACAUUGGGUAAUGGCGAGGUACCAGGAUUCUUUCAGCUGGCUACAGCGUACAGCGGCCACAGCAACCUGACAACGCCAACAAAGACGGUGUUGAACAUUCGGGCAGGUGUGUCUCAAUCUGCAGUGGACGUUGAGGAGGGCGAAAGGUUAAGAACAAAUUUAUUAGAAAGCAGCGACGAUAACAAGACCAUAAUGAUGACAAAUUUGGAUGUGAUCUUAAGCGGCACUAUAAAAUUCAACUUCAGGUCAUCGUCGUCAGGAAGCAGUGUUGGUAGUAGUAGUGCAGGCAAUGAAAUUGCAGAGUCUGAAGCCGUAGCGACGUCGAAAUUUCCAGUAUCGGUGUUGUGUAAGAAUAUUGACAUGUCAAGGUUUGCUGGUGGUGAUAAGCCCCACUGCAAAGUUGAAUUGUUCACUUUCCAGGUAACAAAUACGCCUAAUGUAUUUUGAUACACAUCAAUUUUCAACUGCGGCGGCAAAUCUGCGUGCUUACAAUGAGCAGAGCGGCAUAUGCAACUUUGCGAAAAUGGAUGGAUGAUUGGAGGAUAUAUGCAUGACUAGCUGAUGAGGCCAAUGGGCAACUCUUUUCAUUUUUGUUAUCCUGCAAAUUAUAAUCUCCCAAAAUUUAACUAGUUGUUGUAUAUAAAUACAUAUAUUCACCACGUGAGGCGAUUGAGAGAUGCAAUGUUUUGCUUGAUUCUUACCGGCUUAUAAUUAGCUUGCAUCUAGUGUUGUGCUAGCUAUUACCUUGAUGCGCAUGUGCAUCGAUCAGAUUGAAUUGCCAUGGAGAAGAGCACACAUAUAUGGGUGUGCACAGUUUCGCCUGUGAAAAGUGCGUAUGCAAUUGAAAAGAUGAAAGAAUACCUCGAAAUGAACCUUAUAACUAACUAUAACAAUUUCGGUUCCCAUAUAUGUACUACUGUAAAACCAGCAAAUUUGUUUUGCAACAAAAUGAUUAAUUGGCGUUAAGCAGCAGGUAA
This is a messenger RNA of Papaver somniferum (opium poppy), 1747 nucleotides long. RefSeq lists its product as uncharacterized. Bases 147 to 1217 code for a protein of 356 amino acids. The transcript has a single exon. Gene Ontology annotation, cellular component: plasma membrane. The record is from RefSeq and is a predicted model, not a curated record. Lineage: Eukaryota; Viridiplantae; Streptophyta; Magnoliopsida; Ranunculales; Papaveraceae.